CUUCAGAUGAGUCAGAACCAGAUGCUGCGCUGACAGAUUAUGUCUCAGCUGGCUUCGUUAAAAGCUCCUAAAUGUUUGCAGAAGAGCCAUAAAUAAGACAUCAGUUUCUGCGGCGCGUCGUAAAUAAAGUGAUGUAAGUUUAAAUAAACGUGAAGCUUCGAGCUCAGCAGGAGGAAGCUGGAAGGACAAAGCAAAGAUCACUUCUGCUGGGGCUGAAAGAGGAAGACUUCAGCUGCAGGCUACACACACACACACACACACACACACACACACCGUUUCCCUUUUAUCAGCAGGGUUCAGUGUGUGAUGUUGAGCAGCAGCAUCAGUCUCGCCACCGCUGCUCCCUCGCUGCAUCACGAACAUCAGCCCUACUUCUGUCCGCCGCAGAAAGUGAAACAAGAUGAACCUCUCCAAUGACUCCAUUUCUCCAGCCUAUGAAUAUUAUGAGAACUACCCUGAUUAUGAACCGUGCCCUUUCAGUAACAACAACAGUGUGAACGCUGUGGUUGGUCCUUACAUUCACUCCAUCAUCUGCAUCCUGGGCUUGGUGGGGAACAGCCUGGUCAUCCUCACCUAUGCCCUCUACAAGAGAACCAAAUCCAUGACUGACGUCUACCUGCUCAAUGUGGCCAUCGCUGACCUGCUGUUCGUGCUGGCUCUACCUUUCAUCGUCUACAACGAGCUGUACUCUUGGCCGAUGGGGCAGGUGGCCUGUAAGCUGCUCAUCAUGAAGCCCCAGAGGACCAUGAGGUGA
Poecilia latipinna (sailfin molly) is the source of this 754-nucleotide messenger RNA. Its product is annotated as C-C chemokine receptor type 6-like. Gene Ontology annotation, cellular component: external side of plasma membrane; membrane. Gene Ontology annotation, molecular function: C-C chemokine binding; C-C chemokine receptor activity. Gene Ontology annotation, biological process: immune response; calcium-mediated signaling; G protein-coupled receptor signaling pathway. The transcript has 3 exons. NCBI's taxonomy places the organism in Eukaryota, Metazoa, Chordata, Actinopteri, Cyprinodontiformes, Poeciliidae. Bases 401 to 754 code for a protein of 117 amino acids. The record is from RefSeq and is a predicted model, not a curated record.